Molecule: messenger RNA, 762 nt
Organism: Gregarina niphandrodes
Lineage: Eukaryota; Apicomplexa; Conoidasida; Eugregarinorida; Gregarinidae
Exons: 2
Coding region: 1-762 (253 amino acids)
Source: RefSeq, a predicted model, not a curated record
AUGACCAAAUGCCGACGAUGGUUCGACCGUUACCAGAAACAGGCCGGUCUGACGGUCUACGUCGGCCCGACGGCAUCAGUCGAUUCUGGUACCUGGAAAGAUUUCCGAGAAGACUAUCGUACCGCUAUGAGUGGUGGUACAGGCAUAAGUGGUACUGGUAUUAGUAGUCCUGGUAUGUAUCGGACAGUUGAAGAUCCUAACUGGAGACCGCAUGGCAGCUCAAGUCAUCGAGACUACGGGGAUCGAGACUACGGGGAUCGAGACUACGGGGAUCGAGACUACGGGGGUCGGGACUACGGGGGACGAGACUACGGCAGUGGCGGUCGAGGUUGCCCAAACGGAAGUGGAAGGCGAGACCAUCCCAGCGGUAGUGCAGGUCGAGAUUCCGGCAGCGGAGGGCGAGCCUACGCUGGAGCCUACGCUGGCGGCAACGGCAUCUCUACUGUUGCCAGGGGCUCUCCCCCAGGGGACUUCAGUUUCCGGCAAUUCAGCGACCAAAUGGGAGGCAUGGACGAGUGUUCGCCAGUGGUGGUCGGAGACUACGAGAAGCAACUAGUGAGACGCAUUGUUCAGCCGCGCGGAGGACGGGCAAUGCCAACAAUGGGAGAGCUGGACGGGUUCCGGCGCGAAGCAUCUGCCGUGGACUUGGUCAGUAUCCUGGAGGCUAUAUCCGAAUAUAUAUUGAAUGAGACGCAAUCUUGGCAGUGGAAGAUACGCGCGCUGGCGUUGCUGCAAACUUUGCUGGUUAGAGACCGAUUGUAA